UGGCGUAGUGGUUACUUCCCGUCGAGCUACCAUAGCAACAAGAGAGUGAGUGAGAGAAGAAGAAGAGGACUUGCAAUUGGAAAAGUUUGAAGUGAGGAGAGAUCGAGAGGAUCAUGGGCAUGGGGUGGAAAGUUGUGAGCGAUGUGAAGCCGUACCUGGCGAUGGUGCUGCUGCAGGUGGGGUUCGCCGGCAUGUACAUCGUCGCCGUGGCGUCGCUAAAGCGCGGGAUGAGCCACUUCGUGCUCGUCGUCUACCGUAACCUCGUCGCCACCGCCGUCAUGGCGCCCUUCGCCCUCUACUUCGAGAGGGGACUGAGGCCAAAGAUGACAAUCACCAUUUUCAUCAAGAUCAUGGGGCUCGCAUUCCUCGAGCCUGUGCUUGACCAGAACCUCUACUACAUGGGCGCGAAGCUGACCUCGGCGGGGUUCGCUGCCGCGCUGAUCAACAUCCUCCCGGCCGUCACCUUCGUGCUGGCGCUCAUCCUGCGCAUGGAGAAGGUGCGGCUGCGGAGCCUGCACAGCCAGGCCAAGAUCGCCGGCACGGUCCUCACGGUGGCCGGCGCCGUGCUCAUGAUCCUCUACCACGGCCCCGCUGUGCAGUUUCCCUGGACCAAGGGCCAGCAUCACGCCAGCGGUGCGGCCGCCGGCGCCGAUGCAGCGGCGUGGCUAAAGGGGACCAUCAUGGUCAUCGCCGCCUGCGUGGCCUGGUCGUGCUUCUUCGUCCUCCAGUCCAGCACGCUCCGGGAUUACCCGUCGGAGCUGUCCCUCACGGUGCUCAUCUGUGGUGUGGGCUCGGUGAUGAGCACCGGCGUCGCCCUCGUCGCCGAGCGUGCCAACACUCAGGCAUGGGUCAUCGGCUUCGACGCCCGCCUCUUCACCGCCGUCUACGCCGGCAUAGUGUGCUCCGGCGUGGCGUACUAUGUGCAGGGCAUCGUGUCUAAGCAAAGGGGCCCGGUGUUCGUCACAGCCUUCAACCCGCUCUGCAUGAUCAUAACCGCCGUCAUGGGCUCCAUCAUUCUCAAGGAGGAGAUCACUCUCGGAAGUGUGAUUGGUGCAGUGAUCAUCGUGGUAGGGCUCUACUUUCUCAUAUGGGGCAAGAGCAAGGACAACGUCAACCAAGUCCCCGACGACUUCGUAGCCGGUAGCAGCAAGGGCGCCGGUGAGCUGCCCUUAACCUCAGUGACUAACGGCAACGGCAAGCAGCACGAGCUCGGGAACGGCAAGUUCAACGGCGGCUAUGUGUUGAACGUCGAAACGCCGGCGAGCAAUGGCAACUAGGAGUACUAGCUAGUCAAGAGGUCGGACCAUAUGCCGAUCGAGCAGUCUGUCUAACUAUUUUCCUGGUAAUGCAUGCAUGCAUGGAGACGAAAUUUUUCUUCAUUUUUCUUCUUUUCAGCUUCUCCCCUGUCAUGUGAGAGAAUGAUCAGCGAGUGCUGGUUAUACCAAGUGUAACGGCCGAGACCGCAUGUACGUGUCGUGAUCGCUUGCUUAAUGUAACUUGAGAAUGCCUAAAACUCAUCUAGAUAAGAUAUAGUUUGGCCUUAUUCACCUGACAUUGACCUCAUCAUUGUUGUUAUUGUGGUUCAGUCACACGUGUUAUCCCUACACCAUCAACAUGGGCUGU
Molecule: messenger RNA, 1623 nt
Organism: Aegilops tauschii subsp. strangulata
Lineage: Eukaryota; Viridiplantae; Streptophyta; Magnoliopsida; Poales; Poaceae
Product: WAT1-related protein At1g44800
Cellular component (GO): membrane
Molecular function (GO): transmembrane transporter activity
Source: RefSeq, a predicted model, not a curated record